CUCAGCUCCUCCUUUGUCCUGAGACCUUCAUGUUCUGACCCCAAGCUUCAACUUUUUAGCUUUCUCUCUCCACCAUUUUUUCUCUCUCUCUCUCUAAAUACAUUUAAUUAAAUCCAAAUAAUAUUUUUAAUUCCUCAUACAUAUAUAUACACGUUGACAGUGUGAAUUUCUCAGCAAAACUAUUUUCUCUGCGCAUCACCGAGGCGAAAUUUUGAAGAGGCAAGUAAUGGCUUCUAGAGCAAUUCUAUGGAGGAGGAGGAGGCUUCUUUCUGACUAUUUGAAUGUCUCUGCUCGGUCUAUUAAAACUCUUCAGGCGGGGAAUGGGCAAUCUGCUCAUUGUUUGGAUUCCUGCGGUUUUAGCUCAACUGUGAAUUCUAUAUGUCAAGGUUCAGAUCAAAGAAAGGAUAGUGACGAUGUUUCUGCAAUAAACGAUGGAUUUUCGAGAUUUUUGGGUUUAGGAUUCCUCCAGCCAAAAUGUUUUAACGCUACAGUAUUUGACUAUGUAAAUAGAAGAGUCGAUGUUAUUUCUUCAGCUGGUGUGAGGUUGUCGCCGUACUCUAUACGUUGUGCUUCUACAGCAACAGCAAAGCAACCUAAUUUGGAAAGUGAUGAUGAAGAAGAGUUGAUUGCCAAAAAGAAAAGUGAAGCAUCUCCCGAGGAAUGUGAUCGAGCUGUUGUGGGACUAAGUACUGCAAAGGCCAAAGCAAAAGCAAAACGGCUGCAAGAAUCUCAGAAGGUUGCUAAAUCUAUUAUACAGAGAGUAUGGGCGACACUUUUGGGCAUUGGUCCUGCUUUGAGGGUGGUGGCCUCGAUGAGUAGGGAAGAUUGGGCCAAAAAGCUUGCUCACUGGAGACAUGAGUUUAUAUCUACUCUGCAGCAUUAUUGGCUAGGUUCUAAGCUCCUCUGGGCUGAUACGAGGAUCAGUUCAAGACUGUUGAUAAAGCUAGCUAGUGGAAAGAGUCUUUCUAGAAGAGAGAGGCAACAGCUCACACGGACUACAGCUGAUAUAUUCAGGCUGGUUCCAUUUGCUGUUUUCGUCAUUGUCCCCUUCAUGGAAUUUUUACUGCCUGUAUUCUUAAAGCUGUUUCCAAACAUGUUGCCAUCUACUUUUCAAGACAAAAUGAAAGAACAGGAAGCAUUAAAGAGAAGGUUGAUUGCAAGGAUAGAAUAUGCAAAAUUUCUUCAAGACACCGUCAAGGAGAUGGCUAAAGAAGUCCAAAACUCUCGGAGUGGAGAACUAAAGAAAACAGCUGAAGAUCUUGAUGAAUUUCUGAUCAAGGUUAGAAGAGGUGCAGGAGUCACGAAUGAGGAAAUUUUAGGCUUUGCCAAGCUGUUCAAUGAUGAGCUUACCCUAGAUAAUAUAAGCAGGCCUCGAUUAGUAAGUAUGUGCAAGUAUAUGGGGAUAAGUCCUUAUGGAACAGAUGCUUAUUUGCGUUUUAUGCUUCGGAAGAGAUUGCAAAGGAUUAAAAAUGAUGACAAAUUGAUUCAAGCUGAAGGAGUGGAGUCUCUUUCAGAGGCUGAACUUCGUGAAGAUUGUAGAGAGCGAGGCAUGCUUGGUUUACUUUCCGUUGAAGAAAUGCGCCAACAGCUCCGUGAUUGGUUGGAUUUGUCACUUAAUCAUUCAGUGCCUUCUUCACUUCUGAUCCUUUCCAGAGCUUUCACUGUUUCUGGAAGGUUGAAGCCAGAGGAGGCUGUUGGAGCUACACUGUCUUCGCUACCAGAUGAGGUUGUGGAUACUGUGGGCAUCACUUCCCUGCCAUCUGAAGAUUCGCUAUCGGAAAGGAGGAGGAAAUUGGAAUUUCUUGAAAUGCAGGAGGAGCUUAUCAAGGAGGAGGAAGAGAAAGAAGAAGAAGAGAAAACCAGAAGGAAAGAAUCUGUCUGUAGUGAAGAGGAUGUGGCAUUGAAAGAGAUGACUAUUCCAACUGCUACAGAAGCACAAGAGCAAGCUCGAGCAAGAGCAAUUGACAAACAAGAGCAGCUAUGUAAAAUUAGCCGUGCCUUGGCUGUUCUAGCUUCUGCUUCUUCUGUUAGCCAAGAGCGUGAAGAGUUCCUGAGGCUUGUAAGUAAAGAGAUCCAACUUUAUAAUAGCAUGGUAGAUAAAGAGGGUACAGAUGGUGAGUUGGAUGCUAUCAAGGCAUAUAGAGCUGCUCAUGAUGAGAAUGAUCAUGCUGCUGAACAUGAUGAGGUUUCAUCUGCACUCAUAGAUAAGGUUGAUUCCAUGCUUCAAAAUCUUGAGAAGGAAAUUGAUGAUGUCGAUGCCAAAAUUGGCGACCAUUGGCGAAUACUUGACAGGGAUUAUGAUGGGAAAGUGACUCCCGAGGAGCUAGCAGCUGCAGCCAACUACUUGAAGGAUACUCUUGGCAAAGAAGGGGUUCAAGAACUUAUCAGCAACCUUUCCAAAGAUACAGAUGGGAAGAUUUUUGUUGAAGACAUUGUUAAACUCGGCAGCCGCGUAGAAGACGCAAGGUCCAAUGAAUAGACAGAUGAUGCAACAAUUUUGGUUUCUUAAAUAACAAUAAAACAUUACACUUACACUAACGUAGUUCAGCAUAUAAUUAGGCCCCCAAUUAUAGAAAGCCAUUGUCUGUUAGUUUUCAUUUCUAAAAGCUCUGACUUUUUCAGUCAUUGAGGUUAAUCCCCUGUGAGUCACUCCUUUAUGUCAUAUGAACUCAGAUAUUUCGUAGGAAUAUGGUAAAAAGAAACAAAGAUGAAGAAAUAAAUAUGUACCGUUAGGCAUGUAAAGGCAGUCUGAUAUUAUCAAGGCUGAAUAUUUUUUGACUUUGAUAUAUAGUGGAGAAUCAUCCUAUUUUCAACUU
Molecule: messenger RNA, 2816 nt
Organism: Nicotiana attenuata
Lineage: Eukaryota; Viridiplantae; Streptophyta; Magnoliopsida; Solanales; Solanaceae
Product: LETM1 and EF-hand domain-containing protein 1, mitochondrial-like
Exons: 15
Coding region: 227-2479 (750 amino acids)
Biological process (GO): intracellular monoatomic cation homeostasis
Cellular component (GO): mitochondrial inner membrane
Molecular function (GO): ribosome binding; calcium ion binding
Source: RefSeq, a predicted model, not a curated record